AUGUACGAUGAUAUCGAUAUCAAAAAGGAUCUCUUUGCAAUCGGAAUUCAAACAAGGGAACAGCUGGAAAUGUUCAUUAAGGGUGCAAACAAAGUACAUUGUAUAGAUGGCACCCACAGCACGAACAAGUAUGAGUUCCCAUUGACAACUGUGAUCGUGCCAGAUGAAUUUAAUAAAGGUUAUCCAGUGGGUUGGUUGAUAUCCAAUCGAAAUGACGAAUUAACUCUCCGGCCAUUCUUAGAAGAAAUAAAAAGCAGAUGUCCUGGCGACUUCACAGUUAACUGUUUGAUGACAGACGAUGAUAAUUCCGGGUGGAACGCAUUUUCUGCUGUUUUUGGAGAAACUAAGCACCAUCUGUGUAAGUGGCACAUAACCCGGGCUUGGCGCAGGAAUCUGAAAUUAGUUCCAGAAAGUCAGCAAGAUGAAGUAAUGCAACACCUUUUGGUUAUUUUAAAUGAAAAAGAUGCUUCACAAUUUGAAAUUCUGCAAAGGGGAUUCCUCAAAAAAUGUUUUGUAAUUGCUCCUGCUUUUGCCAAGUACUUUCAGGACCGCUAUGUUCGAAGGGCCGAAAAAUGGGCGAUGUGUUACAGGCAGUUUGAACAUUGCAACACAGAUACUAAUAUGUUUGUUGAAUCGUUUCAUAACAAACUGAAAACAUUCUUUAUGGAAAGACCGAAUAAAAGAAUUGACGACCUCAUCAAUUUGCUGCUAACCAUUGAAGAAGAGGACUAUUGGCAUAGAAAGAGAAGCCUGACUUAUUACGGAAAUUUAAAAAAUAUUUCUAUUGAGGACUCAAGGCAUACCAAAGGUUUAAGCAUAUCAGACGCUAAAGUGGAAAAGCUGUCAGAAAGUGAAUGGACAGUACAGUCCCAAAGUCGCGAUGGAUGUCAGUACAACGUGAGGAUGUUUGAAAACAAAUGCACCGACAACGAUUGCUUGGAUAGAAGUUUGAAGAUUGAGGAGAAAUUUAAAAACUUAAAACUCGCUCUACCAUGCUUUGGAUUGUGCGCUCAUUUAUAUUCCUGCAAUUGUCUGGACACAGAAUUGAUAUGCAAACAUAUUCAUAAAGUCCAUUCACUAGUGGUAGCAAUAUAUACAUCUGACGUCAAGACCGCUAAAGUUCCAACUGCGUUAUCAACGGAGGACGAGGAAUUCGCUUUUGUGGAACCUAUCGCAACAACUCCACAAAAAAUAGGAAGAUCUGAAAUUGAGAAAUAUGAAGAGAGCACAGUAAAAUUAGGAGAACUCGUUCACAACCCUAUUGUUGCAUCAUUACGCUUACCCAACAUCAACAAACAGCUGCAAGACAUUAUUACGCAGUGCAAAGCUGUAGCAAUGCUUUCCGCUGAUUCCGUUGACUCUAUGGCUGCUUUAACACCUAUUUACAGCGAAACAGAAUGGGAAAUUAGUCCUAAUGAAAAACUCGACACACAGUUGCGUCCUGGGCGUUUUGAAAAGACCAAAAAGGUUCCACUAAAGCGAAGAAGUAAUUAUUCAUAUCCGUUUUACGAGAAAAAACAGAUUAUUGUGGAUGGCAAUAAAUCUAACACCUACAUGAAUGUACCUACAGUUGUUCCAGCACCAUUGGAAAAACAAAAACCUACCGUUCAAUCAUCUAAAAACAUCAAGGAACGGAAAAAAAAAUCAACCUCCAACAAAAGCAUCGGCUUGUCAACAAUUGUCGUUGAAAAUAAUUCCACUAACCCUAAUGUGACGCCCAGGGUGUCGGGGUUUGACGAUAUGCGAUUACCAUUGCUGAAGUUUGAUUGUGUCACAAUUACUUUUUUCAUUGUUGUCUUUGGAGGUCACAUUCACUGAAUCUGAACUGCGCGAACUCAAGAAUGUCGAACGUGGUUGUAGACCUGGUUGGCUACAAGAUGAGAUCAUUACAGCUUAUUUGUUUCACCUACGCUGUAAAAACACCGACAUGAUAUAUCUUGAUCCGGCAGAGGUACUUGCUAUAGAUCGCUUCAAGUCCAUCAGAGGCUUAUUUUCAAAAAUCGACUUAUAUAAUAUCAAGUACGUGCUUAUACCAUACAACGACGGCGGCACACAUUGGAUUUUGACAGUUGUGGAUGUGAAAAGUGGAUCGAUCAUUGUACUCGACCCCAUGACAACCGACUACAAUCCUAAUCUAAAAUCCCAUAGCGAUGCGGUAUCAGUGGCAAUGAAAAUUCUCCAAAAGAAAUUUUGGAAAAACGUAACCAACAUAUCCAUCAAAACAGAAGAACAUGUGAUGCAGAAAGAUGCACGCAGCUGUGGUGUAUACUGAUGCUUCUACGCGUCAAAGAUAAUGUCAGGUAAGUGUUUCAUUUAUAGGACUUGUCUAAGCGAAAUUAAGAAAUGAAGACGUAUAAUUUAAAUACCUUCAUAAGUUUUGUUAAUAAAAUUUUAUGACUUUCGUUAAGGUGGCAAGCUAACUGACAAAUGCGAUCCAAUGGGCUUUAGAAGACAUAUAUAUAAGACGAUUGUCGGAAAUUGUAUUCCAUUUGCACGUACAUGAAAGAAUAUUCAGAAAGAACAUUCAAUGUGUCGGGCAUGUCUAAAAAAACCCAAAGACAACGAAGUUGACUGGGUGCAAUGUACACGAUGUCCGCAAUGGUAUCAUUGCAAAUGCGCUUCGUUUACGGCGGAACAAGCCGAUUUAGCAGUCAACUUCCGUUGCUGAUGACAUUUAUCUGUUAUUUCUAGUUAUUUCUAGGGACCAUCACUAUUUUUAAUUUUUUUAAAUGUUUUUUAGAUCAUCAUCAUUUUGUUGCUUAACUGGAAAUAAAUCAAAAUAAAAUAAAGUGAUCUACCAACUAUCUAGUUAAACUUUUUAAAACACAAGAUAACACAAAAUGCUUUGUUGUUUUUAUAUCUAAACCUAGUGCGGU
Molecule: messenger RNA, 2876 nt
Organism: Hydractinia symbiolongicarpus
Lineage: Eukaryota; Metazoa; Cnidaria; Hydrozoa; Anthoathecata; Hydractiniidae
Exons: 4
Coding region: 1-1818 (605 amino acids)
Source: RefSeq, a predicted model, not a curated record